This is a messenger RNA of Didymodactylos carnosus, 267 nucleotides long. The record is from the annotation of a GenBank genome assembly. NCBI's taxonomy places the organism in Eukaryota, Metazoa, Rotifera, Eurotatoria, Philodinida, Philodinidae.
AUGCAUUGUUAUUCAUGCAAAUUACGACAACGUACUGGUAGCAGGAAAACUAGCGAAGAUAGUUUUGAUAUUCAGAUCGAAACCACUGAAAAAGAAACAAUUGAUUUAACAAUCGCAACGGAUCUAUUGAGAACAGUAAUUUCAAAAAUCGUUAUAAUAAUGGAUGAUAUAGUACAAGAUGAUCUAGUAUUGGAUAAUCUGAUGACAAAGAAAUAUCGAUUAACGUAUAAACGUACUUCUGGUAUGGUGCUGGAAAUAAAAGAAUAG